Molecule: messenger RNA, 747 nt
Organism: Soboliphyme baturini
Lineage: Eukaryota; Metazoa; Nematoda; Enoplea; Dioctophymatida; Soboliphymatidae
Source: the annotation of a GenBank genome assembly
AAGCCACCGUUUCCCUGGCGGGCGGCGCUUACUUCGAUUCCGUUGUGGGCCACAUUCAUCGCUCACUGGGCCGGAGAUUGGGCCGCCUAUGCGAUGCUUACGUCGAUGCCCACGUUCAUGAAUGACGUUUUGAAAAUCAGCCAGUCCUCGCUUGGAUUAUUGAGCUCCUUACCAUACGUGGCCUACUUCUGUGGUACCAACAUAAGCGGCUUCCUCGCAGACUUUCUUCAGUCUCGAAAGUACCUCGAAGCUGCGAUGACGCGGAAGUUAAUGACAGCGAUUGCUUAUGGUGGCCAAGGAACGUUUCUGGUGGCGGCUGGCUUAUGCAGCGAGGGCCAAGUGACGUUGGUGACCACGUUCCUCACGCUGGGAAUGGGCCUCAGUGGAUUUCAGUAUUCGGGUGUUUUGAUCAAUUACAUGGACAUUGCCCCCCAGUUUUCGGGCACCUUGUUCGGCAUUGGAAACACCAUGAGCUCCAUGGCUGGCAUUUUGGCUCCGGCUGUCAUGGGAGCGAUGACUCCUAACGGAACUAAAGAAGAGUGGCUGCUUUUCUUCAACCUGACUGACAGGAUUUUGACUGUCAGUUUUGUUUUGUUCUUGAUCUUUGGAAAAGGUGAAGUGCUGCCAUGGGCACGUGACUGUGCUAAACAGCAGAAGGAAAAUUCCAAGGUCCACGACUAUUCACUGAAAACUUUGAAAGACGGUGCCGUUUUCAAGGGAACGCAGAGCGAAACGGCGGAGGCAUAA